This is a messenger RNA of Xenia sp. Carnegie-2017, 1913 nucleotides long. Its product is annotated as rhophilin-1-like. The record is from RefSeq and is a predicted model, not a curated record. Gene Ontology annotation, biological process: negative regulation of stress fiber assembly. The transcript has 10 exons. The coding region runs from base 540 to 1358 and encodes 272 amino acids. NCBI's taxonomy places the organism in Eukaryota, Metazoa, Cnidaria, Anthozoa, Malacalcyonacea, Xeniidae. Gene Ontology annotation, molecular function: protein binding.
GCAUCAAACAGCUAACGAGUCAAUUGCUUAUGAAAAAGCAAGCAUUUUGUUUAAUAUUGGAGUGCUUUGGACACAAAUAGCGGCAGCAAAAGUAAGUCAGAGUUAUUUUAUCAUUCUUAUCCACGAUUUGCCGCUCAAUCUCUUCCUCGUGUCUUAAGGCUAUUAAGAUUGAAGAGUGUUAAGUCUAUGACAAUAUCUGUGAUUUUGAAAAAAACGCAACUCCCACUGUGAAGAUAACAUUUAUAUUAAUUUUCACAGGAAUUCAAUUCGGAAACGAAAUCGACACAAGAAGCAAUCACUUCAUUGCAAAAAGCUGCCGGUAUUUUCAGGUAUCUUAAGAGAAGCGUUCGCGAAAAGUUUAGUAAAGACUUGACGAAAGACGUGCUCGAAAUCUUGGAAGGUAUCUUUAAGCUACAAGCCCAAGAGUGCAUCUUGAAUUCAGAUAUGCAGGAACCAGAAAAGGAAGAUGUGCAAUCUUAUAAUAUUUUGGCAAGAGAAGCAGCGCAGUUAUCUGAAGAUACGAAGCAUUAACAAAGUCAAUGUCUGAAGUCGCAAGUAUCCCACCAUCUUGGUCUAUUUUAGCUGAGGUGAAAUCCUUACACUUCAAAGCCACUUGCCAUUACUAUGCGGCGUUAAUAUUGCUUCAAAAUUGCGAUCCGGAGUUCACAGAUUGCGAGAAUAAUACAUUUGACAAAGAACAAAACAGAUUAUCUGCUUUGAUUGAGCUCAACAAGAUUGCAACAUGGCUAAUGAACGAGGACAGUAGAACAAAUGAGGCAAAAAGUCAUAUGAAGAAAGCUUUAAUGAUCGAGGAAACUGCCAAGGAGAUUACUAAAAAUGAUCGUUUUAUCAAUAAACUAAGCUGCGUGCAUAAGGCUCUGCACACUUUUUCAACUCAAAUCAAGAACAAACUUUCUUCAGUUGAUGUGUCAGGCAAUCUAAGUGACAUCGAACCGGCCAAUGAAAUUAAUUGUUCCACAGAUAGAAAGGAUAAGAUUAUUGAGCCAGAAGUCAAGAAAUACCCAGUUCAAGAUAUCUUUGCUGCACUUGGUCCUGUCAUUGCUUUCAACUCAAAAAUAAAGUAUCACUCCAAAAAAACUGUUACGUUAAAUCGCGAUGAGCACGAAGGUCUGGGUAUAUCAAUACGUGGUGUAGGACCAACGAUAAUAAGCAAAUUAAACCAGAGGGCACAGGAUCUUGGAGUACGAGCUGGUGAUGUCAUAAUAUCAGUGGGAGAUUUUACUGUGAAACAUUACAAUUAUAAACAAGUGUCACAAUUUAUACAGAAAUCAGGAGAAUCUGUAACAUUAACUCUAAUGUCACCAGUACUACCUAAUGUGAUCUUGAAUGUAUUAUAGUAAAAAGGAAGAAAAUGCCUUGAAAUCCUAAGCAUCAUUCAACAUAUUUUGAUGCACAUACUAUUCAUAAUAUAUGCACAAAUAUAGAUAUUAUAGAGUCAUUAAAUUUUAUGAAACAUCUUGUAAAUACAUACUUAAAAGCAUGAUCCUUUGUAAAAAUGGCAAGUUCAAGUUGGACUUCUUGUGAUUUUUGAUAUAACAAUGGUUGUGCAUUUACGGUGUUGAUAAAUCAACGAUAUUUAACUCGGCUCAAAGCAACAUAAUGUUUUGAUUUAUCUUCAAGGUUAACAAAACCAAUAGGGCCUAUCUCACAAUCGGCACAAAUCAAAUAUUUUGUUGUGCCAACAGUUUUUGUAAAGCCGACAUUUUCAAAUGUGAACAUAUCUAUGACUAACCAAUAUUGGGAAAGCAGUUCUCUCUGAUUCAACUGGUACUUCAUGUUUUGCUGUUGCCCGAGGAAGCACAUACUAAAAAUAAAUAUAAUAAACAAAUUUCUUCCAUUCUGUUAUUUUAAAAGCAUAUAUGUAAAUGAUAAAAUCAUCCUUUUUCAGGCUA